Molecule: messenger RNA, 221 nt
Organism: Rotaria sp. Silwood2
Lineage: Eukaryota; Metazoa; Rotifera; Eurotatoria; Philodinida; Philodinidae
Source: the annotation of a GenBank genome assembly
AAAAUCUCAAAAAAAUUCAAUCCUGAGAUUUGUUGAUUUCAAAACAACUCUUUAUAAUUUUUAUAGAUUCUACUGUUUCAACAACAACACAUGAUAUUGAUCGUUUUGAAACACCAUCAUUAAGACCUCGAAGACGUGAUCGUGAUUACACUGAAAAAAAAAUUGGUACGACACCGAACCCAAAAGGGUGUUUUGGACUAAAAAAAAGAUUUCGUACAUAG